GUGCACUCACCUGAGUGUAGUUGAGCUGUUGUGCGUUUGUGUCUCUGUGUUCAUGCUGUAAAAUGGCAGAAGCCAGAAUUUCUCAGGAUGAGUUCAUGUGUUCAGUGUGUCUGGAUCUCCUGAAGUAUCCAGUGACCCUUCCCUGUGGACACAGUUACUGUAAGAUCUGUAUUACAGGCUACUGGGAUCAGGAGGAUCAGAAGAGAGUCUACAGCUGCCCUCAGUGCAGACAGACCUUCAGUCCAAGACCUGCUUUAGCUAAAAACACCAUUCUGACUGAAAUGGUGGAGAAACUGAAGAAGAUUAAACUUUCUGCUGACUGUUAUGCUGGAGCUGGAGAUGUGCAGUGUGACGUCUGUACUGGAAGAAAACACAAAGCCGUCAAGUCCUGUCUGGUGUGUCUGAACUCUUACUGUCAGAAUCACCUUGAACAACAUGAGACCUUCUUUAAAGGAAAGAGACACAAUCUGACUGAAGCCACUGGACGACUGCAGGAGAUGAUCUGCCCGAAACAUGACAAGAUCCUUGAGGUUUUCUGCCGCACUGAUCAGAAGUGUAUAUGUGUGCUGUGUACGAUGUAUGAACAUAAAAACCACAACACUGUAUCAGCUGCAGCACAGAGGACAGAGAAACAGCACCAGCUGAAGGAGACGCAGAGGUCGUUCCAGCAGAGGAUCCAGCAGAGAGAGAAAGAUCUUCAGCAGCUGAGAGAGGCUGUGGAGUCUCAUAAGCGCUCUGCACAGACAGCAGUGGAGGACAGUGAGAGGAUCUUCACUGAGCUCAUCCGCUCCAUUGAGAGAAGCCGCUCUGAGGCCACACAGCGGAUCAGAGAUCAGGAAAAGACUGCAGUGAGUCGAGCUGAAGGACGACUGGAGCGACUGGAGCAGGAGAUCAAUGAUCUGAGGAGGAGAGACACUGAGCUGGAGCAGCUUUCACACACACAGGAUCACAUCCAUUUCCUGCAGAGUUUCCAGUCUCUCUCAGCUCCUCCUGAAUCUACAGACGUAAAUGACGAUCCCUUCAGUUCUCUCUUCUCUUUUGAUGUUGUGAGAGAAUCUGUCCGUCAGCUGAGAGACAAACUGGAGGAUUUCUGCAAAGAGGAGCUGAAGAAGAUCUCUGACAGAGUCACUUUCACCAACAUUGUUCCCAGAACCAGGAACGACUUCCUACAAUAUUCCCAUCAGCUCAAUCUGGAUCUGAACACAGUGAAUAAACGCCUCCGUCUGUCUGAGAGGAACAGAGUGAUUACUGUCACUGGGGCACUCCAGCCUUAUCCUGAUCAUCCAGACAGAUUUGAUGAUGUGUAUCCUCAGGUGUUGUGUAGAGAGAGAGUGUGUGGACGCUGUUACUGGGAGAUUGAGUGGAGUGGAGAUUAUGUGUAUAUAUCAGUGUCAUAUAAGAGCAUCAGCAGAAAAGGAUCGGGUAAUGAGUGUUGGUUUGGACGUAAUGAUCAGUCCUGGAGUUUGUUCUACUCUUCCUCCAGUUACUCAUUCAUACACAAUAAGAUAGAGUCUGAACUCCCAGUAAAGUCCAUCAUCAGCAGAAGAAUAGGAGUGUAUGUGGAUCACAGUGCAGGAACUCUGUCCUUCUACAGCGUCUCUGGAGACACAAUGAGCCUCAUCCACACAGUCCAGACCACAUUCACUCAACCGCUCUAUCCUGGGUUUAUUGUUGGUCCUGGAUCAUCAGUGAAACUGUGUUGA
Messenger RNA from Megalobrama amblycephala (Wuchang bream), 1703 nucleotides. RefSeq names its product tripartite motif-containing protein 16-like. Gene Ontology annotation, molecular function: zinc ion binding; protein binding. The coding region runs from base 63 to 1703 and encodes 546 amino acids. The record is from RefSeq and is a predicted model, not a curated record. The transcript has 6 exons. NCBI's taxonomy places the organism in Eukaryota, Metazoa, Chordata, Actinopteri, Cypriniformes, Xenocyprididae.